Messenger RNA from Medioppia subpectinata, 3099 nucleotides. NCBI's taxonomy places the organism in Eukaryota, Metazoa, Arthropoda, Arachnida, Sarcoptiformes, Oppiidae. The record is from the annotation of a GenBank genome assembly.
AUGACAGGUCUGACUAUCGAUGUGUUGAACACAAGUGUUGACCAGUUUUUGGCCAUACCUUAUGCCGAACCCCCGGUAGGGGUACUCAGGUUUGCCAAACCGGUGCCACUCAGACAUCCCAUUCAAGACAUAAUAGACGGCACAGAAACUGGAAACUCGUGUUAUCAACUAAUUCCUGACCUUUUGAAGCCUUUUGUGGGCAAUUUAACACUAAGUGAAGACUGUUUGGUAUUAAACGUAUGGACACCACAUGUAACCAAGAAGUCGGCACCAAAAGCACCCCUAAAACCAGUCAUGUUUUGGAUACAUGGAGGGGCUCUUAUAUUGGGCUCAUCUUUCCAAGAGAUAUACAACGGCACAGCUCUGGCCACCAAUAAUGUGGUGGUUGUGUCCAUCAAUUAUAGGUUAGCAAACUUUGGUUUCCUAUACGGAAAUCGGGAGGACGCGCCCGGAAAUGUCGGCUUUUAUGACCAGUUGUUGGCUCUUAAAUGGGUUAGAGAAAACAUCCAUAAGUUUGGUGGAGAUAGGGAUCAGAUCACUAUAUUUGGUGAGAGCGCCGGCAGUUGGUCCGUAUCCGUACAGCUAUUGUCUCCGCUAUCCAAAGGCCUAUUCAAAAGGGCUAUUAUGGAGAGCGGCGCCCAUAUGUUCAAUAAGGAUAGGGAUAUAAAAACAGCGCCGGAAGCGUUAAAUGAAGCCAAACAAUUGGCCGUAGAUUUCAAUUGCAGUAAAACAUCGGUUGAAUGGUUAGAAUGUUUGAGACAAUUAAACGCAGAAGAUCUCAAUGAACACAUCGGCGAGGGUUUUACUGUCGCCACACUCGGCACUGAAUACCUCCCGGUGUCCGCACACCAGGCCUUUCAAACCAAACAAUUUAACAAAGAUCUGGAACUGUUGGCCGGUGUGUCCAAACACGAGGGGUCAUCUCUAUUGUCGACACUCAUUCCGGUUGUGCCCAAAAAUAUAAGCGAAAAGGAGUUUCACGAUUACGCGCAGGGAUUUGACUCAAUGUUUCAUAACCUAAACGCCGACAAUAUUACCACGUUUUACAUGUCGUCCAUCAAUAAGUCGGAUCCCGAAGCAGUCAAAUGGCAAUUGUAUGACCUCUUCGGCGAUCUAUUGAUAACAUGUCCGACACAUCAGUUUGCCGUCAAUUAUGGCCAACAGUCGGCCGAAAGUAAUGUAUAUUUCUAUGAACUGACAUAUCAUAGGACGCCAUCAAAACCGGGUCCAGACAUGUUUGGUGUCACUCAUGGCGACGAAUUGCAGUUUGUUUUCGGUCUACCAUUUCUUUAUCCACAGAAAACCGAUACAGAAAUAGACAAACAGUUUAGUCGGGAUGUUAUGAAAAUGUGGACCGAUUUCGCUAAAUAUGGGAAACCAACUGUCGAUUGGCCUAAACUUAUUGACAACAAAGUGAAAGAUUAUGUGCCGAAAGCCAAAGAACUCAAUCCAUACAAACUUUGGCAUAAUUUCAAUAAUUUAUUCAAUACAACUUGCGAUGACAACUAUAAUACGAUGUUUAACAUUGAAUACACGGUUUGUAUUGAAGUGAACACAACCUCUGGUGUAGUGAAAGGUCUGACUAUCGAUGUGUUGAACACAAGUGUUGACCAGUUUUUGGCCAUACCUUAUGCCGAACCCCCGGUAGGGGUACUCAGGUUUGCCAAACCGGUGCCACUCAGACAUCCCAUACAAGAGAUAAUAGACGGCACAGAGACUGGAAACUCGUGUUACCAAAAUGUUCCCGACUAUAUGAAGGAUUUUGUCGGCAAUUUAACAUUAAGUGAAGACUGUUUGGUAUUAAACGUAUGGACACUACAUAUGAACAAGAAUUCAGUACCGAAAGCCCCCCUCAAACCGGUCAUGUUUUUUAUACACGGAGGAGCUCUCAUAUUGGGCUCAUCUUUUCAAGAGAUAUACAACGGCACAGCUCUGGCCACUAAUGAUGUGGUGGUUGUGUCCAUCAACUAUAGGUUAGGACCGUUUGGGUUCCUAUACGGAGAUCGGGAGGACGCGCCCGGAAAUAUGGGCUUUUAUGACCAGUUAUUGGCUCUCAAAUGGGUUAGAGAAAACAUCCAUAAGUUUGGCGGAGAUAGGGAUCAGAUCACUAUAUUUGGUGAGAGCGCCGGAAGUUGGUCCGUAUCCGUACAGCUAUUGUCUCCGUUAUCUAAAGGCCUAUUCAAGAGGGCUAUUAUGGAGAGCGGCGCCCAUAUGUUCAAUAAAGACAGGGAUAUAACGACAGCGCCGGAAGCGUUAACUGAAGCUAAACAAUUGGCCAAACAUUUCAAUUGUAGUCAAACACCGAUUGAAUGGUUAGAGUGUUUGAGACAAUUAGACGCCGAAGAGCUAAAUAAUGCCCCAAUUGGCGCGGCUUUUAUUGUCGCCACACUCGGCACUGAAUACCUUCCGGUGUCCGCACACCAGGCCUUUCAGACCAAACAAUUUAACAAAGAUCUGGAACUGUUGGCCGGUGUAGCCCAACACGAGGGGUCGUCUAUAUUGUCGGCACUCAUUCCGGUUGUGCCUAAAAAUAUAACCCAAAAGGAGUUUCACGAUUACGCGCUGGGAUUUGACUCAAUCUUCCAUAACCUAAAUGCCGACAAUAUUACCACGUUUUACAUGUCGUCCAUCAAUAAGUCGGAUCCCGAAGCAGUCAAAUGGCAAUUGUAUGACCUCUUCGGCGAUCUUAUGAUUACGUGUCCGACACAUCAGUUUGCCGUCAAUUACGGCCAACAGUCGGCCGAAAGUAAUGUAUAUUUCUAUGAACUGACAUAUCAUAGGACGCCAUCAAAACCGGGUCCAGACAUGUUUGGUGUCACUCAUGGCGACGAAAUACAGUUUGUUUUCGGUCUACCAUUUCUUUAUCCCCAAAAAACCGAUACAGAAGUAGACAAACAGUUUAGUCGGGAUGUCAUGAAAAUGUGGACCGAUUUCGCUAAAUAUGGUAAACCAACUGUCGAUUGGCCUAAACUUAUUGACAAUAAAGUGAAAGAUUAUGUGCCGAAAGCCAAAGAACUCAAUCCAUACAAACUUUGGCAUAAUUUCAAUAAUUUAUUCAAUACUACUUGCGAUGGCUUUUGGAAACACUAUUAUAAUUAA